UCAGCGCUCGGCCCGGGGGCCAUGGCCCUGCGGCGGCUGCUGCAGCACGGCCCGGGCUCUCCGGACGGCCGGAGGAUGCAGCCCUGGGCCCGCAGGCAGCUCGUCUUGGCCAGAUCCAGCUCCUUGGAUGACUCCUCCAAACCACAAAGGCACCUCGUUGCUAUAUUGAAAGAAGAUAAAGAGACGUUUGGGUUUGAAAUACAGACUAUUAGGUUUCCACACCAAAAUGAUUUCUCCCUGGAGGUGUGCACCUGUGUCUGCAGAAUCCAAGAGGAAAGCCCUGCCCAUCUCUCUGGCCUCCAGGCUGGUGACAUCCUCACCAGCAUCAACGGCGUCAGCACCGAGGGCUUUGGUCACAAGCAAAUCGUGGACUUGAUAAAGUCUUCAGGGAACUAUCUGAGGUUAGAGACCAUCAACGGGGCCUUGUUCCUGAGGAAAAUGGAGCUGGAGAGCAGGCUGCAGGCUCUCAAGCAGGCGCUGCAGCAGCGGUGGGGAGAGCUGCGGGUGCUGCUGGCCCGGGAGAGGCUCCUGCUGCACGGGGAGGAGACUGACACCGCUCUGCUGGGGGAGCUGGAGCCGGAGGAGCCCAGCAGCUCCCCGGGACCCUUCUUCCCAGCCAAGCCCCGCUUCUCCAGCGAGAGCAGCUCCCGCAGCCGCCUGAGCUCCAUGACGGUGGGCAGCCAGGACAGCUUCCAGCAGAUCUGCGAGGACUGUGGGGCAGGGAGCCUGAGCCGGCAGUCCAGCACGGAUGAGGAUUGUGUGUUCCCCGGGGAUGCUGCCGGAGCUGCGGCCAGGAGCUCCCUGCGCAGGAACCGCAGCAUCAGCCUGGCCAGCAGCGGCUCCCCGUCCCCGCUCCGGCUCAGCAGCAGCUGCUCCAGCAGCUUCGGGACCCUCCCGAGGAAGAGCAGGAGAGCCAGCGUUCGCAAGCAUCUCCUGAAAUUCAUCCCAGGCUUCCACCGGGCAGUGGAAGAGGAGGAAAGCCGGGUGUGACGCCCCCCGUGUCCCCCGGGGCACGCCCCAGACCACGGCACUGAUGAGGCUCGCACGGCUCGGGGCUUUUAAUUACUUUCAUUUUUAAUCAGAGCACGCCGCGGACCUCCUCAUUAACGUGAAAAUGAGCGACUCCAAAAUGUGAAGAACCUUUGCAGAACUUCCUCGGCGAACUUUACUGUUAAUAACAGUUUUUAAUUGAAUGCGAAAUUGAUAGCUAUUUAUUUCCUGUUACCGGAGCCAGUGUUUUCCAAAGGUCUUUAAUAAAAUGAG
Pseudopodoces humilis (Tibetan ground-tit) is the source of this 1263-nucleotide messenger RNA. RefSeq names its product cytohesin 1 interacting protein (gene CYTIP). Gene Ontology annotation, cellular component: cell cortex. NCBI's taxonomy places the organism in Eukaryota, Metazoa, Chordata, Aves, Passeriformes, Paridae. Gene Ontology annotation, biological process: regulation of cell adhesion. The record is from RefSeq and is a predicted model, not a curated record. Gene Ontology annotation, molecular function: protein binding.